This is a messenger RNA of Cladophialophora yegresii CBS 114405, 1035 nucleotides long. RefSeq lists its product as uncharacterized. The transcript is spliced from 3 exons. The record is from RefSeq and is a predicted model, not a curated record. Gene Ontology annotation, molecular function: oxidoreductase activity, acting on NAD(P)H. Bases 1 to 1035 code for a protein of 344 amino acids. NCBI's taxonomy places the organism in Eukaryota, Fungi, Ascomycota, Eurotiomycetes, Chaetothyriales, Herpotrichiellaceae.
AUGGCUGAGACCAACCAAGCGGCCUGGCUCAAAGAAGCCAAGCAGAACUUUGUAAUUGGGCCCGCUGAGAUCGGCAAGCCAGCCAAAGACGAGGUCCUAGUCAGAAACCACGCCAUUGCUAUAAAUCCGGUCGACCACGCUCAGCAGUCUGGCAUCUUCCCGCCAGGUCCCCUUCCGCGGAUCCUUGGCAAUGAUAUCGCUGGCGAGAUCAUCGAUGUCGGCGAAGGCGUAACGCAGUUCCGCAAAGGCGACCGCGUCCUCGGGCACUGCACAGCUCUAAAUACCGAUGAGGCCAAACACGGUGGUUUCCAGGAAUAUACCGUCGUGCCGACGGUCGGGUGCGCCGCGAUCCCAGAGGACAUGAAAUAUGAGGAUGCGUGCGUUUUGCCGCUCGCUAUCUCCACUGCCGCGCUGGGCUUGUUUCACAAGGAGCAACUGGGGUUGCGCCUCCCGCAGGCAGAACAAAGAGAACCACUUACAGGGGAUACCGAAGCCGUAUUGAUCUGGGGAGGCAGUUCAAGCGUCGGCAGUGCGGCGAUCCAGUUGGCCGUGGCGGCCGGGUAUGCAGUCGUCACGACGAGUUCGCCGCGAAAUUACAUCCUUUGUAAGAGUCUGGGCGCGAAUGAGGUGUUCGACCGAGCUAGCUUGAGUAUCGUCGGGGAUUUGACGAGUGCGAUGCAGCGGUACAAGUUUGCGGGGGCUUUUGACGCGAUUUCUACGAGAGACACACAACUCAAUGUUGCGCAGGUGUUGGCGCAGCUUGGCGGUGGGAGGAUAGCGCUCACGUUGCCUGUGACGCCGGAUAUUCCAGCCACAGUAGAUGCGAGAAUGAUUUACGCAGCAUUCAUCUUGAGUCAGGAUAAAGCGCUCGGCAAGGAGAUAUACGGCGAUUUCUUGCCAGCGGCGCUCAAGAACGGGAGGAUCAAGCCGGCGCCGAAGUCGGACGUCGUGGGUCAUGGUGUCGAGCAUAUCCAGGCGGCGGUGGAUAAGUUGAGAGCUGGAGUGUCGGGGUCGAAGGUGGUUGUGACGCUCUAA